GCAUGGUUCAGGAUCUGUAGAGCUGCGCAUCGUUGGAUUUGCUCUUCAGUGUUUGGACUCUCAGUAGUGAUUAUUAAACCACACUGAACUGAGCUAAACUGAACUGAACUUAAACACUACAAACUGAACUACACUGUUCCUAUUUACUGUGACCUUUUAUGUGAAGCUGCUUUGACACAAUCUACAUUGUAAAAGCGCUAAACAAAUAAAGGUGAAUUGAAUUGAAUUGAACGACUGACUAUAUCAAAGAGAAAAUAGAGAAGGAGAAAUCAGCAGAGAGGACCAUCAACCUCUUCCACUGUCUGAAUGAACUGAAGGAUGACUUUGUAGAGGAACUCCAGAAAAGUCUGAGCUCUGGAAAUCUUUCAGUGCAACAUCUGUCCUCUGCUCAGUUGUCAGGUCUGGUGUUUGUGCUCCUGAUGUCAGAAGAGACUCAAGAGAAGUUUGAACUGCAGAAAUACAGAAGAUCUGACGAAGCACUGAUGAGACUGACACCUGUGGUCAAGAACACCAGGAGAGCACUGCUACAGUCCUGUAAUCUCACUGCUGAUUCUUGUGAGAGUUUGUCUUCAGCUCUACAAUCCUCCAACUGUGUCCUGAGAGAGCUGGACCUGAGUAACAAUGACCUGCAGGAUUCAGGAGUGGAGCUUCUCUCUGAUGGACUGAAGAGUCCAGACUGUAAACUGGAGACACUGAGCUUGGCGAUGUGUAAUCUCACUGCUGAUUCCUGUGAGAGUUUGUCUUCAGCUCUACUAUCCUCCAACUGUGUCCUGAGAGAGCUGGACCUGAGUAACAAUGACCUGCAGGAUUCAGGAGUGGAGCUUCUCUCUGAUGGACUGAAGAGGCCAGACUGUAAACUGGAGACACUGAGAUUGUCUGGCUGUAUGGUGACAGAGGAAGGCUGUGGUUUUCUGUCUUCAGCUCUGACUUCAAACCCCUCACACCUGAGAGAGCUGGAUCUGAGCUACAAUCAUCCAGGAGAUUCAGGAGUCAAGCUGCUCUCCCAAAAGCUGGAGGAUACAGACUACACACUGGACACACUCAAAGGGUCCCCACCAAGGCUGGUCAAAGAAACAUAUGCCAGAGGAAUUGUGGAUUUGUUCCCCUACCUCAGUGACCCGUUCUCCAAAAAUGGCUUUGAGCAUUACUAUGAUGGUGAGUGGCACUGGGUAAUUGGCAUGGAUAAUCAAAACUAUACAGAGAAACCUGGCUAAAGAACAAUGAGGAUCAUUUGAAGGUCAAGUGUCGAAUGCUGAGCGGGGGUCUGGUGGACCAACUGUAGCAAGGCAUUCACAGUUUACUUCGGAGAUUGUCUUAAGUGACAAUGAAUGCAAGGAAGCAAUUGCAUUCAUCAACCAUUCUGCUGAUGAGGAUGCCAUCAAGAAGAAAAUGAACCUGUCAUUUGACUAUCGUCAAGAGAUGGUUCUUGAUCCCAAGCAGACAAGUGAUAUAUUGACAAUUUUUCCUUGUUUCAAUGACAUUAAAGGAUUGAUUUGCUGUAAGCAUUACAAUAGACAUUUUUCACACUUCCUGGUUCCGGUAAGCGAAACGGCGUAUCACAACAUCCGGUUCCAAUGCAACGGAGUAAGAUAGAAUGGCAGAAUCGUCUCGUCGCUGUCAUUGCAGCGUUCCUGGCUGCUCCAGCUUAAAAAAAACGACAUCCUUAACUCAGUUUCCACGAAAAGACAAAGGACAGAGGAAAUCAUGGGUGAAAUGAAUUAGACGGAAUGAAUGUCCUUCAUUUCAAGUGAUAUGCCAGCGUACGCUCAUGUGCAGUACGCACUUCAAAGUGGAGAUCAUUAUGUUUGAUCAAAUAUUGGUGGUCUUAGUUUUAUUUAAAUGUGAAAUUAUAAUAUAGACAAAAUUCCAGUUAAGUUAUCUGCCUUCUGCAAACAAGUGCUCCUAUCAAGAUCAUUAAUAUAUAAGCAUAAUUUCCCCCCACAUUGGAAUAAUAGACAACUAAUACAAAUGCUAUUUAUUACAACUAAAUUAAUUUGGUUAGUCAGUUUUAUAAUAAAGAUGGUAUACUUUUCUUACAAUGAAUUCCUUUCUCAUCACAGUAUUAUUGUAGUAGUUAUUGGUUUAAUUCCUUCAGAGAGCCAUAUGUUAUUUAGUGUUAUUAAUCAAGACCAUCGUCUUCUGAUUUUACUAAAUCUUAUGUUGGCAAAACUUGUUUUACAGUAAAUACCAAGAGUAAUAAUAGAGUUUUUUCCAACUCUUUUCUAAAAAGAAAUCACUACUGUUCCUUAUACAAAGUUUUAUUGUAUGUCUUUAUUAAAGGGUGACUUGAUUUGCUGAAGAAAGUGUGGCUGUUACCACAGAAAUAUCAGGAGUGUCAGGCAAGCUACUAGAGAAGUGGACAACAGCGUUCAAGAAAAAAGUCAUUCAGCAGUGCAAAAGGCUUCCUGCAACCAGCGAUUUACAGAAACUUCUGCUAGCAGCAGAAUCUCUUUGUGAUCACUCUGAAGAAGGUGUUCAUAUUGUUUGGGACCGUGACCUUGCUUCAGUACUACUACUGUUGCAUCUGAUCCCACCGUUUGCCCAAGGCCGGAAGAGACCAGGGAAAGUCUCUGCUUAAGCAGAAAAUCAUUUUGUUGUGUUCAAGAAGAGGGGAACAAACAUCGAGGAGCAGCUGCAAGACAUCUCUGCAAGCACUUAGCCCUAUCUCCUGGCUGUAGGUUCUCAGAAGGAUUCAAUUCACCAGUACUUCAUCAUCCUUGAUCAGCAUGCCAUUCCAUGCAAGUCUACCUCUUCUCUUGGUGCUUUUGAUGAACUGUUUGAGGCAGAUUAUGUUUUUGGCACCUUUUACAACACUAUGCUGCACAACAUGUACACUUUCAUUCACACCACUGUGUACAACAUAGAUGUUGACAAAGUAAAAAAGUCCUCGUGUUGCUGAGGUUAGAGCAAGGCUGCUUAGCUAGGUGCCUAAAGUUCCAGUGCAGACCUGAAGUGUUUUGUUUUUGAGACUGAAUUAAAUGGUUAAAUGCUUGUUACGCACUUCAGAGUAGUUCAUGGUUCGGUUCCUGGAAAGAGCCUUCGACUUAAAUGUGUAGAGGCAGGAUGCGGUUCUGAGUAUCACAUUUAAUUGGGUGAGUGGAGGGCCCUACGAAUCUGCCAUUAUAUAUCUUUGAAAACAGGUGAUAGGUUAAGGCAAAGGGGUCAUAAAAGAGCAUGAGAGAGGACUUGGGGAUGCAUUGAGAACUAUCUGUGUCAGAAAGGCAUGAAAUGUAAACAACACAUGUUGAAACUCUCAUGUAUAUUUGAAAAGACACACACUGUAUGGGGGAGAAGAGUCCAGUUUAGAUGUUUGAAACACAGAUACUAGUCAUGAUUACCAAAUGUGAACUGUAUGUGGAAAAACAGUGAUGAUUAUAUUAGAUCUGUACAUUAUAUGGGCCAACAAGAAGAGGGGUCUUUAAAGGGGUCGUAAAGGAGUAGGAGCUGGGAGAGGCCUGUUGAACCAGUAAACAGCUGUGAAAACACAAAGGUGGGAGGAAGCAAGGAUAAAGGGGAUAGCAAAUUUAAGGGACACUGGAUUUGUCCUGGGGAGAGACUGAGAUGGGUCUGCUCCAGGCUGUCUCUGCUUUUUUGGGAAAUAUUCCAAUAAA
Molecule: messenger RNA, 3611 nt
Organism: Danio aesculapii
Lineage: Eukaryota; Metazoa; Chordata; Actinopteri; Cypriniformes; Danionidae
Product: NACHT, LRR and PYD domains-containing protein 12-like
Exons: 11
Coding region: 420-1214 (264 amino acids)
Molecular function (GO): protein binding
Source: RefSeq, a predicted model, not a curated record